CAUAUUAGUCGGUUGGUUGAUACAAAAGAGAGGCUAAAGAAAAACGGAAAAAAGAAAAAGAAAAAAGGAAUUAGGUGCAAUGCUAAUUUGGACCUGAAUUGGUACUAGCUAUACAACUCGAAGAUUAAUUGUAGACUCAGGGCAGACCUCGCUAGCUACAUAGGGGCAGCCUUUAACAAUGGCACUCGUCUCUGGCAAUUCUGCUAACAGAGUGUGUUUGCAUGUGUUCAUUCUACUGCUUUUCUUUGUAAAAGCGGCUUUCUCCGGCACACUCGUCACCUCUAUACCAGGCUUCGACGGUGACCUCCCUUUUAAACUCUAUACUGGUUAUGUGACCGUCGGUGAAGCAGAUAUGUUCUACUAUUUUAUCGAGUCCGAGGGAAAACCCAAAUCGGAUCCCCUUUUGCUCUGGUAUAGUGGCGGCCCUGGUUGCUCUGCUUUCAAUGGUCUCAUUUAUCAAAUUGGUCCACUAGCCUUCAACCUGACAGACUAUGAAGGGGGUAUACCAAAAACAUACUAUUACCCAUACUCAUGGACAAGGACUGCCAGCAUUUUAUUUGUAGAUGCACCCGUCGGCACUGGUUUCUCCUAUGCUACAAGUGCGGAUGCAUACGAUGUCUCGGACACAAAAACAGCAGCACAAGUUUAUGAGUUCCUAAAGAAGUGGUUGAGUGAGCACCCACAAUACUUGCUGAAUCAGUUAUUUAUCGGUGCUGAUUCUUAUUCAGGCAUAUCCGGCCCGGUCGUUGUUAAACAUAUCAUUGAUGGUAAUGAUGCUGGGCUCGUGCCACGCCUGAAUCUCAAGGGGUAUAUUCUUGGGUGCCCCAAAACUGAUUCAACUAUUAACGAGAAUUCAAGGCCAAUAUAUUCUCAUCGGAUGGGACUUGUAUCAGAUGAACUCUAUGAGGCAGCAAAAGAAAGUUGUAACGGGACUUAUGUUGAUAUUACUACAUCACAAGCACAAUGCUACGAGGAUCUUGAAUUAAUCCAUCAUUGCAUCAAAGACAUAAAUAAAAACCAUAUUCUGGAGCCUAAGUGCACCUGGGCAUCCCCAAAACCCUAUGGAGAAUCGGUCCGAAGAGCUCUUGAAGAAGAGUCAGACGGCUUGGUCCUGUCAUCCUCAGAUACUGAUCAGGAGUAUUUUUGCCAUACCUUUGGUUAUGCACUGUCUUAUGUUUGGGCCAACGAUCGAAGUGUUAGGAAGGCUCUUAAUAUCCUAGAGGGAUCGGUACAAGACUGGAAGAGAUGCAACGUGACCUUAACCUCAUCUUACACAUAUGACCUCUCCAGCGUGCUUGAGUAUCAUAAAAAUCUCAGCACAAAGGGUCUGCAAGUUCUAAUAUACAAUGGUGAUCAUGACCUGUCAAUCCCAAACAUUGGUACACAAGAGUGGAUUAAGGUGCUCAAUUUAACCAUCGUUAAUGGUUGGCAUUCGUGGUUAGUGGAUGGUCAAGUUGCAGGGUACACAAUUAAGUAUUCGAGUAAUGGGUACCGCUUGACCUAUGCCACCGUGAAGGGAGCGGGUCACUCACCUCAAGAGUACAAGCGUAGAGAAUGUUUUCACAUGUUCGACAGGUUUAUCCAUUAUUUUCCACUCUGAACCACUCCGGCGAUUGGCUUCGAGAUCAAUGGCCUGCAAGCUGCUGAAUUAUUUGUAAUCUAUUGAUGUUAAAUCUGGCAAUAAAGGUUAGAGCCAUGUACCGUGUAUGAUACCUUAAUCUUAUAAUGGAGGCUGAGCUUGAGACGUUCCAGCC
Carya illinoinensis is the source of this 1754-nucleotide messenger RNA. Its product is annotated as serine carboxypeptidase-like 17. Gene Ontology annotation, molecular function: acyltransferase activity, transferring groups other than amino-acyl groups; serine-type carboxypeptidase activity. The transcript is spliced from 14 exons. Gene Ontology annotation, biological process: proteolysis; secondary metabolic process. The coding region runs from base 179 to 1600 and encodes 473 amino acids. Lineage: Eukaryota; Viridiplantae; Streptophyta; Magnoliopsida; Fagales; Juglandaceae. The record is from RefSeq and is a predicted model, not a curated record.